This is a messenger RNA of Cinclus cinclus, 1179 nucleotides long. It is a transcript of the gene ATP6V1C2, whose product is annotated as ATPase H+ transporting V1 subunit C2. The transcript has 13 exons. Gene Ontology annotation, biological process: proton transmembrane transport. Gene Ontology annotation, cellular component: lysosomal membrane; vacuolar proton-transporting V-type ATPase, V1 domain. Gene Ontology annotation, molecular function: proton-transporting ATPase activity, rotational mechanism. The coding region runs from base 1 to 1179 and encodes 392 amino acids. The record is from RefSeq and is a predicted model, not a curated record. Lineage: Eukaryota; Metazoa; Chordata; Aves; Passeriformes; Cinclidae.
AUGUCAGAGUUCUGGCUAAUUUCUGCCCCAGGAGACAAAACAAAUCUGCAGGCAUGGGAGAGAAUGAACACUGUGACAUCUAAAUCCAACCUGUCUAGCAACAGUAAAUUCCAUAUUCCAGACUUAAAGGUGGGGACACUGGAUGCUCUUGUUGGUCUGUCAGAUGAGUUGGGAAAACUUGAUAGCUUUGCUGAAAGCGUAAUAAAGAAAAUAGCCCAGUACAUAGGAGAAGUUAUGGAGGACUCAAAAGAUAAAGUCCAGGAAAAUCUUUUGGCCAAUGGAGGGCUAAAGGAUAAAAUGAAAUGCCUCCAAAUUGACCUAAUUAGCUACUUGACACGGUUUGAGUGGGACAUGGCCAAAUAUCCCAUAAAGCAGCCACUGAAGAAUAUAUCAGAAGCAUUAGCAAAGCAAGUGACUCAAAUAGAAGCAGACCUAAAGACCCGAUCAGCUGCAUACAACAACAUCAAAGGAAAUUUGCAAAGCCUGGAGAAGAAAACCAUGGGAAAUCUGCUGACCAGGACCCUGGCAGACAUUGUGCACAAAGAAGACUUUGUUCUGAAUUCCGAGUAUCUUAUCACGUUGCUCGUCGUGGUGCCAAAGUCAAGCUACCUACAGUGGCAGAAGACCUAUGAAUCACUCUCAGAUAUGGUAGUACCUCGCUCCACCAAAAUGAUUGCUGAGGAUGCAGAGGGAGGACUCUUCACUGUGACCCUGUUUAGGAAAGUGAUGGAUGACUUUAAGGCUAAAGCCAGGGAGAACAGAUUCAUGGUUCGAGAAUUUUAUUAUGAUGAGAAGGAACUGAAAUGUGAAAAGGAAGAGCUGAUGAAAUUAGCUUCCGACAAGAAACAACAAUAUGGCCCCUUACUGCGCUGGCUGAAGGUAAACUUCAGUGAAGCAUUUGUGGCUUGGAUUCAUGUGAAAGCCUUGAGAGUUUUUGUUGAAUCUGUCCUGAGGUAUGGCCUCCCUGUGAAUUUCCAAGCAAUGCUGCUGCAGCCAAAUAGGAAGUCUGUAAAGCGCCUGAGAGAUGUCCUGAACGUGGUCUUCAAACACCUGGAUGAAGUUGCAGCAGCAAGUAUAAUGGAUCCUGGCAUGGACAUCCCUGGGUUACAACUGAGUAAUCAAGAAUACUAUCCUUAUGUCUAUUUCAAGAUUGACCUCAGUCUUCUUGACUGCAGUUAA